AUGAACCUGAUUGAGCUUUCACUCUGGUUUGCAUUAGUCAUUCCCUUGGGUGUUUCUGUGACCAUCGAUUGUGUGCUCCUCUUCCAUGAAAAUAAAGUUAAGCGGAUAAAGAGAGAAAUGAAGUCACUAGAAGCUCUGAUAAAGGAUUAUGAUCAACUUGUGGAGAAAGGGGACAAGGUAGAAUCACUAGCACGUCGUUUCUGGGAUUCAGAAGAUCUAUCUGGAAUUCAUUUGCUGCUAAGAGAAGCUGAGCAUAAAUGGGUAAAAUCAACAAGAGAAGUAAUCCGUGAAGCAAAAGAAUGUGUCACCAACUACAAAAAACAUAGCCAAGGAUGGGGUUGUAUGACGGCCUCCAUGAGAUUGAUACCCAUCAUAGAUGUUAUCUUUCAGAUCAAUAGAGUCAACAGUAAGAUGAUAGAUCAUAUUCAAAAGAAAGAUGAAAAGGCCAAGGACAUCUAUAAAUCCAUGGAGAGGUCAAGAUCUCAGAUUAGAAGUCUAUUGGAUCAAUAUACAAUAGAAGAGGCUGACAAAUCUGUAGCAGCUCAAAAUCCAACGAAGAAGAAGCAUUCUACAAAUAUAGACGAAUUGAUGAAGAAGGGAAAUGACCUAUUUUCUGGCAUGGAAGAGAGAUGGUCCAUAUAUAUGCUGCUUCCGCUAAGUGCUUUCGUGAAGGACUUACAUCAGCUUCAGUUAGAAACUGAAACGGAAAAGCUGUGGAAAAAAGAAGCAGAAAAAAUAAUUGCAGAGACAGAGGCCUGCAUUAGUAACUUCUCAUGGUGGGUUUCAAGAAUCAGUGUAUUAAAGAAUAGCAUUCCCAUAGUGACCUCUCAUUUCAGAGAGGACAUGAAGCGCAUUGUCACUGACUUGGAUCGCCUGCUUGAGAGGAAGGAGAAGUAUAACUUUGCUUUUAAUGAUAGAGCUGCAGAGAAGUCAACCUUCCCAUAUACGAUAGAUGACAAUGUAAUCACACCAAUCAUUAAAAGCAUCCAAAGCAAACUGCGGAAGGUGGACAAAAGCUCAGAGCAGCUAGCUGAAAUCAAUUCAAUGCUUCAUGAUUUGGAAAAAAUGAAUAAAAAGCUUCAGAAGGCAGAAGAAACAGUAGGGAGAAACGCUUGUUUAGAGAAACUAAAGUCCAUUGCUAAAGAGGUGGACAACUUUCUAGAAAGGUAUACGAUCGAGGAUGAGCUCAAUCUUCAUGAGAUCAAAAAAGCUGUUGGUCGUCUUCAUAAAAUAAUCAAAAAUUGCAGCAUCGAAAGACAGAAAUCAACCAAAGCAGUUGGUUUGACAAAUGACAUUCGAUAUCUGGUCUCGAAAUUGACCAAAAGCAGUGAUAGUCCUUCACAUUCAACACUUUCCAUUGUGGGGAUGAUAGGUGUGGGGAAGACAACUCUAGCAAAGGCAAUUUAUUAUCACAAAGCAGCCGUUGAGCACUUCCCGAUCCGUGUCUGGGUGACAGUAACUGAAGGAGCUGCCUACAAAGCACAAGUUCUGCUGAUGAAAAAGGAUGGGACUAAAGACCAGACAUUGUAUGUCACUCAGGUACGUGAUCACUUGAAAGAGAAGCUGUGCCUUGUUGUUCUAGAUAAUGUAUCAAACACAAAAGAUUUUGAUAAACUGUAUGAAAUAUUAUCUGGAUCUGGAAUGAUAAAUGGGAGCAGAAUAGUGCUGACGACACGCUUUAAGAAUGUAGCUUUACAUGCUGACACAAGUAACACCCCUCACCAAAUUCGACUGCUAACAAAGGAAGAGAGUUGGGAGUUGUUUAAGAAGGUGACAGGCACCGAGAAGACCAAAUUAGAAUCAAAAGUGGAAAAACUUGCAAGAAAUGUCGUGGGAAGAUGCGGGGGGCUACCACUUGCAAUCUCAUCUAUUGGGUGUGUCCUGCAAGCCAAAGGUAUGUCCCAAGAGAACUUAUUGUGGGUGCUUGAACGAAUCAAUCAUGGCAAUUACAAAGCACAAUGGCUUCAAGCUUGGAAAAAGAACAAACAAGAACUGAGUGAAACUAUGAGUAACUGUCUUUAUUACUUCAUACUCUUCCCUAUAGACUUUGAAAUCCCAGCACGAAGAUUAGUCAAUCUGUGGGUUGCAGAAGGGUUGGUGAAACAAAACAACCAAAAAACAGCAGAAGACAUUGCAGAGAAAUGUUUAGAAGAUUUGAGAGACUGCAACAUGAUUCAAGUUGUGGCACUAAAGUCCAAUGCCAAGAUUAAGACAUGUCACUUGCCAAGUAUGCUGAGAGAAAUCAUCUUGCAAGAUAGUAACAGAACAAGGCACCACCAGUACUCAGGUACACAUUUAGAGAGGUGUUUUGCCUAUCGUUUUGAUGAUCAUGGUCUUGAUGCAAAUUCAGCAAAUGUGUUCAGCAAGAAAGGAAUUCCUCUAUCUGUUUUCUUCUUUGACAAACGAGAGGGAAGUAAGCCAGGAGAACAUGUAGAGAAGAUACUUUCAAAAGGCAUUGCAAGUGAGCAGUUCAGGGAUAUUAGAGUUCUUGAUCUUGAACGCAUAUUCAGACCUCAGUUGCCUCGAACUUUAUGCAAGUUAAUUCAUAUCACGUAUCUUAGCUUGAGGUGGACUUAUUUGGAGGAAUUCCCACCAUUCAUUGGCAAACUGCUGAACUUGGAGACACUGGAUUUAAAGCAUACUUGUAUCCGUGUUCUCCCCAGCUCCAUUUGGAAAUUGAAGAAACUAAGGAACUUGUAUCUAAACCAAAAAUAUCGAAGUAGACUUGAGGGGAAGCUGAGAGGAAACUAUCAGGAAAAUCUCCAGACACUAUGGGGUGUGUUCAUGUACGGGGAUUGCCCUCUUCUUCAAGACCUUCACAAGCUGAAGAACCUUAAAAAUUUAAAACUAGCUUUCCAGUUGACAGAAACAGAGAAAGAAACCCUUGCCAAGAAGAUUGCACAGCUGAACCAGCUUCAUUCACUGAGACUUAGAUCAGUCAAUGAAAUUGGUAGUCCUAAAAAACUAAUAUUGUACGAUAUGUCAAAGCUGGAGAAUCUCUCAUCCCUCCAGUUGUUUGGAAAAUUAAAAGAUAAACUACAUCUGAACAGCUUCCCUAAAAAUCUUACAGAUCUCACCUUGUCAGAAUCAAAACUUUCAGAUGAUCCUAUGCCAAAGUUGCAGAGCCUAUUUAAACUAAAGUCAUUAUGCUUUUAUGCUGACUCUUACAAAGGAAGAAGCAUGGUUUGUAUCACAGACAGCUUUCCACAACUUCAAGUUCUAAGAUUCUGGAAUCUAAGGGAACUUCAAGAAUGGGAUGUGAAGGAAGGAGCAAUGCCUAGCCUCGUGGAAUUUGAAGCUCGUUCCUGCAGAAAUCUGGAGUUUCCCACUGGGUUGAAGCAUUUGAAGACUCUUUGCCUAAUUAAGUUAUAUAAAAUGUCAGAGCAAUUCAUGAAUAUCUUAAACCAUAAGAAGACAUUGUCGGAUGAUGUUGAGAUUCAUUGUUGAUGGAUACUCAAUCUGGAUAUCAACCUUUAAAAUCAGACAGGUUUGGGCUCAUUUUUGUUAUUUGGAUGUGCAACUGAACAAAGCAGACGAAAAAAUGUUGAUAGUAUUGGUGAAAUAAUGUUUCAGUUAUCCUUGUUGCUUGAUGUCCUUCCCAAGCAUUCCAAACCAUCAGGAUAAGUGAGGGCUUUUUACUUGUGACAUUAUGAAGGCUACCCAUGUACUUCUCAAACUGCUGCACUUUGAUUUCUCUGUUCUCAAAUAAUUGCAUUGUUAUUUUGGAACAAUGUUAAUUCACCUGGCUACUUCAUUAGAAACAAUUCAUGGAACAAUUUCUCUGCAUUAUUGAAUAAUUGAGGGCUUUUUAGUUGUGACAUUAUGAAGGCUCUUCAUGUACUUCUCAAACUGCUGCACUUUGAUUUCUGUGUUCUCAAAUAAUUGCUUUGUUAUUUUGGAACAUUGUUAAUUCACCCAGCUACUUCAUUAUAAACAA
Cajanus cajan (pigeon pea) is the source of this 3937-nucleotide messenger RNA. Its product is annotated as putative disease resistance RPP13-like protein 2. Gene Ontology annotation, biological process: defense response to other organism. The record is from RefSeq and is a predicted model, not a curated record. Lineage: Eukaryota; Viridiplantae; Streptophyta; Magnoliopsida; Fabales; Fabaceae. Gene Ontology annotation, molecular function: ADP binding.